Messenger RNA from Schistosoma mattheei, 231 nucleotides. Lineage: Eukaryota; Metazoa; Platyhelminthes; Trematoda; Strigeidida; Schistosomatidae. The record is from the annotation of a GenBank genome assembly.
AUGGAUGUAACAGCGUGGGAACUCGAAAAAAUAAUCGGUUCGGCUACAAGUGAAAAGGUCAAAUAUGGAAAGCGGAAAGCGGAAUACAGUCCUUUAGAGGAAAAGAACAAACGUUUAAAAGCUGAAAACUCGGUUUCAAACCAUGAAAAGUUGUCGAAACUCCAGCUACAAAGUGUGCUAUUGAAGAGCGCAAGCCUGCAACAAAUGAUUAAUAAAUCCUGUCAUCUAUGA